Molecule: messenger RNA, 1505 nt
Organism: Amborella trichopoda
Lineage: Eukaryota; Viridiplantae; Streptophyta; Magnoliopsida; Amborellales; Amborellaceae
Gene: SEX4
Product: dual specificity protein phosphatase (DsPTP1) family protein
Biological process (GO): protein dephosphorylation; starch catabolic process
Cellular component (GO): chloroplast
Molecular function (GO): carbohydrate phosphatase activity; starch binding
Source: RefSeq, a predicted model, not a curated record
GACGUUGACCCUGGCCGUGGGUCACAUUUUGCCGGUCCUUAUCGCGUUUGGAGAUCUUUCCGAUAGGUCUCAUGCGCUUCUCUCUCACAACUACAUUAUUACUCCAGUUCCACGCGUUUUCCACAGAGCCUCUAAAAUAUCAACGAUAUUUUAAUACACUGGUACACUAGGGAAUAUCCAUUUCUCUGCAUAAGCGAUCUCAGUCCCGCCCGUUGACUUCAAUUCUUAUGCUUUCCAUUGCAGCAGUGGCAAGCAGACAAAGAUGCACUGCCUCAAUUUUGUUCCCAGAUCUUAUGGAUGGUCACUGCAAGUAUUGAAUGGCAAUGGCAGAAUAUUUUCAGGCACUGAUAUGGUUGCUCUUAGGACAAGAGUGUCUCGCGUGGGGGCAUCCGUAAAGGGCCAGGGGUAUUCUGAAAACACUGCUCAAACAACUGUUUCCAUUGAAUCUAUGGAAAAGUCGGAGAAGUCUGAGAUAUAUAGUUCAAAUAUGACCCAAGCGAUGGGUGCUGUGUUGACAUAUCGGCAUGAGCUAGGAAUGAACUACAACUUCAUUCUCCCAGAUAUAAUUGUUGGAUCUUGCCUACAGACCCCUGGGGACGUUGAUAAGCUUCGGGAGAUUGGUGUGAAAACCAUAUUUUGCUUGCAACAAGAUUCUGACCUUGAAUACUUCGGACUUGACAUCAAAGCGAUCCAAGAAUAUGCAAAACAAUAUGAUGAUAUUCAUCACUAUCGUGCUGAGAUAAGGGACUUUGAUGCGUUUGACUUGCGAAUGAGGCUUCCAGAAGUUGUGAACAAGUUGUAUAAGGCCAUGAACAGCAAUGGGGGUGUCACAUAUGUGCAUUGCACAGCGGGGCUUGGAAGAGCUCCUGCUGUAACGUUGGCAUACAUGUUUUGGGUUCAAGGUUACAAGCUCGGUGAAGCAAAUAGGCUUCUACAGAGUUCACGCCCAUGCUUCCCAAAAUUGGAUGCUAUAAAGAGUGCAACUGCUGAUAUCCUUACAGGUCGAGCCAAGAAACUAGUCACUUUGAAAUGGGAAGGAGCCAACUAUUCUUCCGUGGAAAUUUCUGGAUUAGAUAUUGGAUGGGGGCAGAAAAUCCCCUUGACACUUGAUGAGGAGCAGGGUUCUUGGAUUCUUCAUAGAGAAUUGCCAGAAGGCCAUUAUGAAUACAAGUACAUCAUUGAUGGUAAAUGGACCUGCAACCCUGAUGAUCUAGUAACCAAACCAAACAGGGACGGCCAUGUAAACAAUUAUAUUGAUGUCUGUGAUGAUGGUUUGGAUGAUGCAACUAGGGAGCUACGAAAGCGACUGAUGGAUGACAAUGUUGAUCUCACAAAAGAGGAGCGACUUCUCAUAAGAGAAUUUCUGGAAGCAUAUAAUGAUGAUGCUUAGUGGAGAUGGUAUGUAACCCUAGCCAUCGGGCCCAUGGGCAAUUUGCUCUAUGUGAGAUAAUCUGAUGUUCAAUGGUAGCAGAAUAAAUAAAAGUAGUUCUCAUUCUUAGUGCUUU